Messenger RNA from Erinaceus europaeus (western European hedgehog), 6669 nucleotides. RefSeq names its product zinc finger and BTB domain containing 34 (gene ZBTB34). NCBI's taxonomy places the organism in Eukaryota, Metazoa, Chordata, Mammalia, Eulipotyphla, Erinaceidae. The record is from RefSeq and is a predicted model, not a curated record. Gene Ontology annotation, biological process: regulation of transcription by RNA polymerase II. The transcript is spliced from 3 exons. Bases 252 to 1766 code for a protein of 504 amino acids. Gene Ontology annotation, molecular function: protein binding; DNA-binding transcription factor activity, RNA polymerase II-specific; RNA polymerase II cis-regulatory region sequence-specific DNA binding.
UUCCGGGGGCGGGGGGCGCGGGCCGGGGCGGUAGCCGGAGCGGCGGGGACGGGCCUGGCGCCGGCGGCGGCGGCGGCGGCGGAGGGGGCGCCACGGGCGGGCGAUGUGAGCGCGGCGCUCGGGCAGCUACAACUGCUGAAUGUAGCUUAGUGAAGGUCAUCAACUGAAUGAAGUUUAAUUUCUAACGGUUAUAUUCUGAUUGAUAUUGAUGGCAUGGAAAGCCUCAAGAAUGAAAUUUAAGAUUACACUUCAUGUCAGUAGAAAUGGACAGCAGCAGUUUUAUUCAGUUUGAUGUGCCCGAGUACAGCAGCACCGUCCUGAGCCAACUAAAUGAACUCCGCCUGCAAGGGAAACUAUGUGACAUCAUUGUCCACAUUCAGGGUCAGCCCUUCCGAGCCCACAAAGCAGUCCUUGCUGCCAGCUCUCCCUAUUUCCGGGACCAUUCAGCAUUAAGUACCAUGAGUGGCUUGUCAAUAUCAGUGAUAAAAAAUCCCAAUGUGUUUGAACAGUUGCUUUCAUUUUGUUACACUGGAAGAAUGUCCUUGCAGCUAAAAGAUGUUGUCAGUUUUCUGACUGCAGCUAGCUUUCUUCAGAUGCAGUGUGUCAUUGACAAGUGCACGCAGAUCCUAGAGAGCAUCCAUUCAAAAAUCAGUGUUGGAGAUGUUGACUCUGUUACUAUCGGUGCAGAAGAAACUCCAGAAAACCGCAAUGGAGUUAAAGAGAGUAGCUUCUUUGCCAACCCAGUUGAGAUCUCCCCUCCGUAUUGCUCUCAGGUACGACAGCCCACCACAAGUGGUGACCUUAGGAUGGAGACAACACCCAGCAGAGCUUUGCGCAAUCGCUUGCAAGAGGAAGGGCACUCAGACCGAGGGAGCAGCGGGAGUGUCUCUGAGUAUGAGAUUCAGAUAGAGGGGGACCAUGAGCAAGGGGACCUGUUGGUAAGAGAGAGCCAGAUCACUGAAGUGAAAGUGAAGAUGGAAAAGUCCGACCGCCCCAGCUGUUCUGACAGUUCCUCCCUGGGAGAUGACGGGUAUCACACUGAGAUGAUUGACGGGGAACAGGUUGUGGCAGUAAACGUGGGUUCCUAUGGUUCAGUGCUCCAACACGCAUAUUCCUAUUCCCAAGCAACCUCACAGCCAACUGGUGUAUCAGAAGCUUUUGGAAAUUUGAGCAAUUCCAGCCCAUCCAGAUCCAUGUUGAGCUGUUUCCGAGGAGGGCGUGCCCGCCAAAAGCGGGCUUUGUCUGUCCAUCUCCACAGUGAUCUCCAGGGCCUGGUGCAGGGUUCUGACAGCGAAGCUAUGAUGAAUAACCCUGGGUAUGAGAGCAGUCCCCGGGAGAGGAGUGCAAGAGGCCACUGGUACCCAUAUAAUGAGAGGUUGAUCUGUAUUUACUGUGGAAAGUCCUUCAACCAGAAAGGAAGCCUUGAUAGGCACAUGCGACUCCAUAUGGGGAUCACCCCCUUUGUCUGCAAGUUCUGUGGCAAGAAGUACACACGGAAGGACCAGCUAGAGUACCACAUCCGGGGCCAUACUGAUGAUAAGCCAUUCCGCUGCGAGAUCUGUGGGAAGUGCUUUCCGUUCCAAGGCACCCUCAACCAGCACUUGCGGAAAAACCACCCUGGUGUAGCUGAGGUGAGGAGUCGCAUCGAGUCCCCUGAAAGAACAGAUGUGUAUGUGGAACAGAAACUAGAAAAUGAUGCAUCAGCCUCCGAGUUGGCCCUAGAUUCCCGCAUGGAAAUCCACACAGUGUCAGAUGCUCCAGAUUAAGAUGGUAAAGAAGUGUACCCAAACAAAGCACAUUAAUCAGUGCAUUUUGUGAUUUGCUUUGUUGUAAUCUUUGGUUUUCCUAACCAUCUAGAAACCAUUUGGUCUCUUGGCAGUUUUUCUAAGAUUUCUAGAAGGAACACUUUAUUGUGUUUAUCCCCCCUCCCCCACCGCCCCCCAAGGAGCUCAAAGCAUGAAGGGCAUUGUAUCCAGGGAAAACACAGACUGACAGUAUUCCUCUUUGGCCGAACUCUUAAUCCAAAAUCUGCCAGUAAUUUAGCUAUGCCAACUGGUUUACCCUCCAUGCUCUGCCAAGAGGCAUACUCUCAGUGUGUGCACCAGCACCCAUGCAUUUCUAUAGAGAGAAACUUGGAUGCCGUCAGCGGAUACAAAUGGGUAAUCUUUUAGGGGAUAGUUAGACAACUUAUAUAUAUAUAUAUAAUAAAGUUAUUAUUAUAUAUAUGGUAUAUAUACAUUCUCAAAUUUGAUUUUAUUCUGGUUGAGGUGAAUGUAAGAAGAAUAUAUAAUUUAAUACAAUGUGAACAGGGCUUUUGACUCUGUCAUGUCCCUACCUAGUAGGUUAGGGUUUUGCCCCUUUAUUUACUUUACAAAAGAUUGUUGCUAGGUUUUCAUAUAUUAUAAUCAUGGUGUCCAAAAACAAGCAUAGCAAAUCACAGUCAUUAUAGCUCUGUUUUAGAACAAAUACAUAAACCAAAUGCCAUAAAAUAUAUUCAACUCUAGUUGGAAACCAUUUGGGAUUUUUGUUAGUUGUCCAGAAUGUAAACUGGAUGACCUGUGGUGCUGACCUUUUUACAUAUUGUAGUGUUAUAUUAGCCAACCCCAAAGGAGCAGUGGUUUUUCAAUGUUCUUACUGGCUUACAAAUCUACCUUCAUUCCGUACUGUAGAAACAUACCAGGUAACUAAAUCCAAUCACUAUCUACCAUGAGUUUGUACUCGCACUAAAGGAAAGGGAUUUGUAGUUUUGUCUACAAAAUUCUCUGAACAGUGUUGUGUUUUUAUUGUUUUUUUGUUUGUUUUUCAGAUAGCCAGUUCAGGUGCACAGCAACUUUUUCUACAUGCAGUUCCCAGGGUAACUGCAGAACUUGGAAUUUGUACUUUUUGUAAAGAUAGACUCUAUGGGAAUUGCAAGCAAUAUCUUAAGUAUUGUGUGUGCUAAUGAGAGCCUCAGUGGCUCCUCCACUCUCAGUGUUUCCUGCUAAAAGAAACCAACAGUUCAAAAGCCCUCUUAAGAUACUAUGUGUGUCACCAAAUCUGUGUGUGUUGCCAUUUUGGGUCAUGUGGUGCUAUUUUUAUGUUAUAUAUCUCUUUAGGUCAGUAUAGUUAUAGAAAAUGUGAAAUCUUAUGGUAAUGGUGAAUUAUAGUUUUCUCCUCUCUUGAGUUUAUACCUUGAAAAGAGACCUCAAAAGCAUGUGCUGGCAAAUACGUUACUGUAAAAUAAAAACAUACCUGAGUCCUAUUUCAGUACUGCUUUAGUAGUACUUCAGGAGAUGUCUUCAGAUCUGUAUGUUAUGUUCACCCAUGUGCUUCUAGUAAAAGGUGGGCUUUAUGCAAUUGCUUUGGUACUGUAUACAAAAGUACUUUGGUACUUUUGUAAUCAUCUUGGUUUGAUGGGUUUGCGCCUCAGGCUGCUAGUAGAAUGUCAGUUCUCCAGACUCUGCUGCAGAAUCUUGGGUCCUAACUCACACAACCAGUGAGUCUCCAUGGGAGAACAGCACCAACUACCUAAAAGAAAAACAAAAACAAAGGAAAGAACCAGCCUCAGGCCAGGAGUCAAAGGAAUGUUUGCUAGUUUCCCAUGCUUUUUUUUUUUUUACUCUUAAAAUACUAAAACUGAAAAAAGGUGUUUUUUUUUUUUUUAAUUAGGGUUUUUUUUUGUGGAGAGGGGGUUUGAGAAAAAAAGUUGUUCAAGCCCUUGUGUGUGAUCACCCCCAAGGAGUGGUAGUUGUGCAGUAGCAUCUCUCUGACACACAGGAGCUGUUCCUGUGCGAACUGCUGCACCACACAUCAGUGUUACAACGUAAGGAUUACACUCUAAUCCUGCUGCUUCCGAGGAGCAGCUUUUGCUGAAUCGGGUAUAUAGUAUGCCUUUUUCCUGUCAGACUGCCUAAGUAAGGGGUUUGUUCUCUCCCUGAAGCACUUGUUCAACUCCUGUCAAAGCCCAGUGCCUCAAGGGGAGGCUGGACCCCAAUUGUUUACCCACUUAAUAUGUUCUGGGGUUUCAGGUAAAUGUUGUUUGUAGUUUCUUUUCCUUACACAAAUACAUUUGUUGUUGGUUUUUUUUCCCUUUUAAGAAUUAAAUGCAAAAAAAAUAUGUUAUGAUACAAAUUAAGUUUGUGACAAGAUAUGCCCAAAUCAAGGACAUGAGAGGUCAGACUCAGGGAAGGAACCUCCUUUUUCACUCAGGCUUGGGUCCUUCUAAGAGGUCUCCAGAGCAUUUUGUGAUACACUAGGUAAGUUAGGGGAGAAUACUUGGGGCAGGCACCUUAAAUGUCCUUGUUCUUGUCACUGUGUCAGUCUUUACCUUAUGUACAUGACAUUAUUUGUGUCUGUAAGUUUGUUUAACUGGUUUGAGUUUACCAAAGAGUGACUUAUCCAAAAUUGUCUUUGACAAACUAUACAUUGCUUUGAUUGUAUAGUUCAGGUUCAAACAUUGUAAUGGGACUGUUAAGGGGCAAAAAAUUGAUUGAGUUUCUGAUCAUCAUAAUUCCACAUUUAGCAAGUUCUGCUUGCUCCCAUUCAUGUUGCUAACACUUUACCCAUUCCACUGCUAGCAGUGUUAAGAAUGAAUUCUCAAGCCAUAACACAGUACUGUAGGGUUCCGCAGGGCUUCGAGGGAGGCGGCACACAGUCCAGCACACCGCUGAGUAGCCUCUCUGAGUGAGCAUACUGUCAUGCUUCUCGUUGUGCAUGGCAGGUGAGAGAUCGGGCAGCAGCAAUUAAUUGUGCCUUGUCACAUGAGGAUGUGCCAGGAAGAUUAAUAUGACCACAGAACAGAAACACUCUCCCCGAAGUUCACUUCAUGUCUCUGCAGACGAAGUAUGCUGUGUAACUCCUUAGAGCAACUCUUUUUGGAAAGCAAAGUCCCUAUUUCUGUACAGUUUUAGGUUAGUUGUUUCGCUUAUAACAGAUGCAAAAAUCAGUUAAAAGAAAAGUGAUACGUGAAGAAAUCUUUUACAGUAAAAUAUAUCCUGAAUUCAUAUAGGCUUGUUCAUAAUUGAGUCUCUUCUUGAGCUACCUUUUCAAUACAUUAAACAAUGUGAAGACAGUGACAGCAUCCUUUUUCUAUAGAUGUUUUUAACCUGUUAUUACAAACUGUGAAGACAAAGAAUUUUAUACUUUUACUAAUGCUUGUGGUUUUAAACAAUUAUUUUCAUUUUAAUCAGCUCUCUACCCUCUACUAAAGCUGUAAAUACAUUUAAAAAUUAUAUUUGUAAAUACAAUAUAUGAAAACAAGUCAUUAUUAUUAUUAUAUUGGUUUGUGGAAAGCCUCCCAGUUGGUUCUGCCUUGGCAGUUUUGUUUGUUUUUUAGCAGAAGAAAGGAUACUGUCAGUUCACUGUUAAGCAGAAUAUACUGUAGAGUUAAUUGAUCAAUUUUUAACCUUCCAGAGCAUGAGUAGAUGUCUUUUCUGAUGAUAGCAAUUAUAACCAUGUCUUUGUUUUUCUCUUAGCCCAGAUGAUAAGCCUGCAUGUUUUGGGGUGUAGUUUUGUUUUUGUUUUUACAGCUUAGACUUUAGGAAGAACUUGCAGGAACACAAAACAAGGGCUGGGGUAGGGAAAAAUUCUAUGUGAAUGAGCUUUACUUUAAAGAAAUCAAAUCAGUGUAUUUUAUUUUUAACAGCUUUUACUGUGAUUUUCCUUUUUUUUUUUUUUUCUUUAUUAUUGUCAUUAUUGUUAGAUUCUGUAAUGGUUUCCUGUGAAGCCUCCACUGAAAGGGACUCAAAUAUGCAACACCUAAACUAUUUUCCAAGGGCACAUGCCCCUUGAAUGGUGCUUCUAGACUGGUCAGGGUUAUUUAUUAAAUUUUAUAUAUGAAAGUAUUGGGGAAUUAUGUAAAUUCUUUAUAUGAAACUAUCUAGUUCAUAAAUCAUAGAUUUCAUAUUACUCAGUGCAACUGAACUAAAAGUUCAGAAGAGUCAUUCACAUUGUUCCAAAUUUGUAAUGGUUGUCACAUGUCUUUUUCAGUAAGUGCCAGGGUGUUUCCACUGUUCUGCCCAGUGCUUGACUUCUUGGCCAGGAAAAGAACCUGUUUUCUCUGGUUCCCCUCGUGGCCAGCCACAGACAGGGCUUUUGUAAUUCUUGAUCAAGUUCUGAAGGUAGCCUUGCAGCACUCAGUAAGCCGACCUCUUGCUGCCCCUCAGUGACAAGUAUGCUGUGAAUUCAACCUUUGGACUUGCUGCCAGAGCCUUUGGUUGCUGCCCUGACUAUAGUAAGAGGUAAACUUAGAUGUUUUCUUUGAGAAUAACCAUUCUCCUAAUGUGAAGACCAUCUCCUCACCACUUUUAUUAGUAGGGCUAACCUUUUUUCCGUUAUAAAUUGUUGAGCAAUUUGAAUGACUUUAACACAGUGUCAUUAUCUUGCAAUAUAAACUGGUAACCUCACAACUCCACACUUCAUCACCAUAUGAAGUAAAUGAAGCUAGCUAAGCGGAUGCUGUAUCAACUAGUAACUUGCCAUUAAGGAUUAUUUUAUAGCAUGAAUUUUAAAACUAUUUAUUCAAAUGAUAUUUUACUCUUGUAUUCAUUUUGUUUUAGAUUUGUGACAUGAAUAUUUCAGUGCUGCUUAAUUUUGUCCUGAAUUCUUGUUUCUUGCUUGUAAAUGGCUUUUUUAUGGUAAAUAAAGUCAAUGGAAAUUGCUGUUUGUAAAUAAAAAUGCUGCUGGAGCAAA